Messenger RNA from Malaya genurostris, 3294 nucleotides. RefSeq names its product transitional endoplasmic reticulum ATPase TER94 (gene TER94). The record is from RefSeq and is a predicted model, not a curated record. Gene Ontology annotation, cellular component: VCP-NPL4-UFD1 AAA ATPase complex; nucleus; cytosol. Gene Ontology annotation, molecular function: ATP binding; ATP hydrolysis activity; polyubiquitin modification-dependent protein binding. NCBI's taxonomy places the organism in Eukaryota, Metazoa, Arthropoda, Insecta, Diptera, Culicidae. Gene Ontology annotation, biological process: autophagosome maturation; retrograde protein transport, ER to cytosol; mitotic spindle disassembly. The transcript is spliced from 5 exons. Bases 187 to 2601 code for a protein of 804 amino acids.
UCAGUAGAGUUUUGAAAGUCGGAGAGUCAUCAUCGUAAUAGAAGGAAGGGAAGUUUUUCUGUGCGUCUGAAAAGCAGGAAAGAAAGCUUGAAAGUAAGGUUGCGUUUUUGUGAAUCUGUAGCUGGAAAAUUCGAUUUAAUUUUCAUUUCAAGAACCAAUUGAUACUAUCGUCUGUAUUGGAAAACGAUGGCGGAAGGAAAGAGUGAGGAUUUGGCGACAGCUAUUUUGAAGCGCAAGGAUCGUCCCAAUCGUUUAAUUGUGGACGAAGCAGUGAACGAUGACAACUCGGUCAUUUCGCUGUCGCAGGUUAAAAUGGACGAACUGCAACUGUUCCGCGGGGAUACCGUGCUGCUCAAGGGAAAGCGACGCAAGGAAACGGUUUGCAUCGUACUCUCGGACGAGCACUGCCCGGAUGAGAAAAUCCGCAUGAAUCGUGUUGUGCGUAACAAUUUGCGCGUUCGUUUGGGGGACAUCGUGUCGAUCCAAUCCUGUCCGGAUGUCAAGUACGGCAAACGGGUACACAUUCUCCCACUGGACGAUACCGUUGAAGGUUUGACCGGCAAUCUGUUCGAUGUUUAUUUGAAACCGUACUUCUUGGAGGCUUAUCGACCAAUCCACAAGGACGAUACCUUCAUCGUCCGCGGAGGCAUGCGAGCUGUCGAGUUUAAGGUGGUCGGAGCAGAUCCGUCACCGUUCUGUAUUGUUGCUCCGGAUACGGUUAUUCAUUGCGAAGGUGAUCCGAUCAAGCGAGAAGAGGAAGAGGAAGCUCUGAACGCUGUUGGGUACGAUGAUAUCGGUGGAUGUCGUAAGCAACUGGCUCAAAUCAAGGAGAUGGUUGAGCUUCCAUUGAGACAUCCAUCGUUGUUCAAGGCCAUCGGUGUCAAGCCUCCGAGAGGUAUUCUCAUGUAUGGCCCCCCUGGAACCGGUAAAACCCUAAUUGCCCGGGCAGUUGCCAAUGAGACUGGAGCGUUCUUCUUCCUCAUCAACGGUCCGGAAAUUAUGUCGAAGUUAGCCGGAGAAUCGGAGUCCAAUUUGCGAAAAGCCUUCGAGGAAGCAGAGAAAAACUCUCCGGCUAUCAUUUUCAUUGAUGAACUCGAUGCCAUUGCACCGAAACGUGAGAAAACGCACGGUGAAGUGGAACGUCGUAUUGUUUCCCAGCUGCUAACGCUGAUGGACGGCAUGAAGAAGAGUUCGCAUGUUAUUGUAAUGGCUGCUACCAAUCGACCGAAUUCCAUUGAUCCGGCACUGCGUCGCUUCGGUCGGUUCGAUCGGGAAAUAGAUAUUGGUAUUCCGGAUGCAACCGGGCGGUUGGAAGUACUGAGAAUUCACACUAAGAACAUGAAACUUGCUGAUGAUGUCGAUCUGGAACAGAUUGCUGCUGAAUCUCACGGCCAUGUCGGUGCUGAUUUGGCCUCGCUUUGUUCUGAAGCUGCGUUGCAGCAAAUUCGUGAGAAAAUGGAUUUGAUCGAUCUGGAAGACGAUCAAAUCGAUGCCGAAGUGCUGAACUCUCUUGCCGUGUCGAUGGAGAACUUCCGCUACGCUAUGACUAAAUCAAGUCCUUCGGCUUUACGCGAAACGGUUGUCGAAGUGCCCAAUACGACCUGGACCGAUAUCGGAGGCUUGGAGAACGUCAAACAGGAGUUGCAGGAGCUGGUGCAAUAUCCGGUCGAACAUCCCGAUAAGUUCUUGAAAUUCGGCAUGCAGCCGUCGCGUGGUGUACUGUUUUACGGACCGCCAGGUUGCGGUAAAACCUUGCUGGCCAAGGCUAUUGCCAACGAGUGUCAGGCUAACUUCAUCUCGGUCAAAGGCCCGGAACUGUUAACUAUGUGGUUCGGUGAAUCGGAAGCCAAUGUACGUGACAUCUUCGAUAAGGCUCGUUCGGCUUCCCCUUGCGUGUUGUUCUUCGAUGAGCUUGACAGUAUCGCAAAGUCCCGUGGUGGUAACGUAGGAGAUGCUGGUGGCGCUGCCGAUCGUGUCAUAAAUCAGAUCCUUACCGAAAUGGACGGUAUGGGCGCUAAGAAGAACGUCUUCAUUAUUGGUGCCACCAAUCGACCCGAUAUAAUUGAUCCAGCAAUUCUGCGUCCUGGUCGUCUCGAUCAGCUCAUUUACAUUCCGCUGCCGGACGACAAGUCCCGUGAAGCCAUUUUGAAGGCCAAUUUACGUAAAAGUCCGGUUGCGACCGAUGUUGAUCUAACCUAUGUGGCUAAAGUAACUCAGGGAUUCUCCGGUGCAGAUUUGACUGAAAUUUGCCAACGUGCCUGUAAGUUGGCCAUUCGUCAGGCAAUUGAAGCAGAAAUUCGACGGGAGCGUGAACGCACGGAGAAACAGAGCUCGGCUAUGGAUAUGGACGAAGAUGAUCCAGUGCCGGAAAUUACUCGUGCCCACUUUGAAGAGGCAAUGAAAUUUGCCCGUCGCUCCGUAUCUGACAACGACAUCCGAAAAUACGAAAUGUUUGCCCAAACGCUGCAGCAAUCUCGUGGCUUCGGAAGCAACUUCAGAUUCCCAGGUGGUCAGGUGGGCGGUUCCAGCUCACAAGGUCAGGGCCCCAACCAACCGACGAGCAAUCCAGGUGACAACGGAGAUGACGAUCUUUACAGUUAGACUGCUGCAGUUUCUUUCCACAUCGAAAGCAACAUUAUACAAUUCGUAAUAUCAAAUGAGCGAGAAUGUCCAUCCGUUAGCCACCCAUUCCUCUUUUUUAAAUUCACCACGAAAACAUGCUCUAACUCAGUGUAUCUGUCUUUUUUUUUCGAACAGAGUUUGAAUCGAGAAUAUCGAAGCGCAUUGAAAAUAUGCGAGCAUAACAAUAGAUCUACUAUACACAAACAGAAACAAAAAAAAAACAGUACACAUUUUAAAGCGUAACUUACGAUGAUUAUCUUUUCCUUCUCUUUUAAAUUAUAUUUUUUUUCACAAACUUUCCGUUGCUGUCAAUAUCAACCAACGAACGUAAAACUUUGUUUUGGCUCGACGUUGCUUUUUUAGAAUGUGAGAGGUAUUGUCCAUCGUCGGAGUGAAGUAACUUAUUUCUUAGAUUGACUAAUGAAUUCAAACCAAAUGAUAAUCAAUUUAAACAGAAAAUGGGUGCAGUUUGAAAACUAAACUAAAUUUGGUCAGCACUUUUUGGUGCCGAAAACUGCGCAGAUAUGAAACGGAGACGUUCGAUUAAAAAAAACUAUUAUUUUCACCAUCCCUUCUUUAUAAAAUAUGUAGGAGUUCAAAGGCUAGAAAUGGUAAAAAAAACCUUGGUAAUGUAAUGAAAAAGCAGAAAACGAAUAAAAAAAAUUUAAAGCA